AUGCCGCCAAAACGAAAGAACUCGCUCACACCACAAACAACCAAUACCAAAAAGGUAAAAUCAAAGGAAGGUGCCCCUGACGCCUCUCAAAAUGAAAAUGAAAAGCAACCAACCGAGGCUGUUCCGACACAAAAACCUGUUGCAAGAGGUCGCGGUAGGCCAAGAAAGCACCCUAUUGUAGACCAACAGAAAGUACCGGCCGAUCAGUCAACCUCAAGCUUGGCAAUAGGUAACCCUCCGCACUUGUCGGCGGGGAGCAACCUUGCUGGCCAAGGCUCGCAGGUACCUAUAUCUCAGAACAAAGAAACUCCUGUUGUUAAACCGCGUAGAGGACGGCCAAGGAAAAAUCCACUCCCAGUCGAGUCGGCGCCCAAGGGGGAUCUGCUGCCGCCCAGAGACGUAAGCGCAAAAGAACCAGAAGGCAACGAUAAGAGCGCUCCUCCCGCUUUAUCGACCGGUACUCAGCAGACUAUCCAACAGACUAUCCAACAGACUACCCAACAGACUACCCAACAGCCUACCCAACAGACUACCCAACAACCAUUGAUUAAAGACGCUGCCACGAUCACAGAUAUCACCAUUUCGAAUGGUAGUGAAUCAAUAGAUCUAUUACUACAUCAUACCGCCUUGCACACACAGAAUAUUAUAUCCAUGAGCGAGUCUACUCCCUCGCCAAAAAAGAGAGGUAGACCAAAGAAAGUCAUAUCUACGCCAGCUCCCGUAACUGCUUCACAGAAAGAAUCCGUCUUCCAACCGGUUGCCAUAGCACCAGCAGAGACCGGUGCCAAAACUUUGGGUGAUUCGGUCGCCGUCAGUGCAUCUCCUACGAAAGGAAAACGUGGACGUCCUCGGAAAAAUCCUCUUCCCGAAGGAACUGAACCACCCAAAACCACAAAAGUUAAUAAGGAAGAUAGUGUCAAAUCGACAAGCGGCACAACCUUGGGUGACACUCAACCCGCGUCUGUAGAACCAACUCAAGAAGCAGCAGUUGUCAAGAAAGGGCGUGGUCGUCCACGUAAAAACACGGUCGAAAACAAAGACGUUAAUAAUAAAUCAACAACCGCGAAAUCGCUUCCGGCCGAGGGUGAAAAACCGAAAAGCAAACGCGGUCGGCCCAAGAAACAGGUAUCUCCAGAAGAGAGCGCGAAAGUAACAAAGCCAAAAGAUCCUUCCGCGCCAACACAAGCACGAAGAGGCAGGCCGCCAAAGCGUAAAACACCCGAUAACGUUCAAUCUGACGCUUCUUGGGCACCGCAGGUUCCAGAGAAAGUUGACACGGUAUCAGGUGAACGAUCUGUAAUCGGAGGAAGCACUGUUUCGGAUAAACCGAACGUGAAAAAACCAAGGCUAGACGGUACUGGGUCAAUUGAAGACAUAAUUGAAUCGGUUAAAUAUGCGCCUCAGCCGGAGUCUUUGUUGCAUGAGGAGCGUUUGAAAAAACUAGAGAACAUGAGGAAUCUUUUGAGCUCUUCCUCGCAAGCGAACCGUGAGGAAGUUUUUGCUGAACAUCAACGAAAGAAGAUUAAUCAUAAGGAGGAGGUUCGACGAGAAUAUAAAAAGGCAGAAGCAGAGAAACUGCUUUCGCGGCAGGAAAUUGAAAGAGCAGGUGGUGAUUACGAGCGGUUGAGGUCAUGGACAUACUCGGCCGAGGAGGCUGAAAAAUGGGAAAAGAGAGAAGAAAAAAAGGCUAAACGUAAAGAAAUUGGAUUUACUGAUUACAAUCAAGUAGCAGAGAAGAAAUAUCGCCGACAAAUUCAUGAACUUAAACCCGAUCUCCAUGCAUAUCAAGAGGCAAAAGCACAGGCUGGAGCUUCGUCCGUUGAUGAUACGAAUUUCUAUCGUGAUGCCAAUUCCUUGGCUUUUGCUGGAGUCGAUAGUCAGCCCAGUCGACAGGCAGUUGAAAAGCUUGUUACUGAUGUUAAUAAACAGGUCGAACAACGAGAAAAGUUUUCGCGGCACAAGCCUGUUAAUGAUGAAGAAGAUAUCACGUAUAUUAACGAACGUAACCGACAUUUCAAUGAAAAGAUUGAUCGAUACUACGGAAAAUACACUAAAGAGAUCAGAGAAAACUUUGAGCGUGGCACUGCUUUGUAA
Messenger RNA from Paraglomus occultum, 2094 nucleotides. NCBI's taxonomy places the organism in Eukaryota, Fungi, Glomeromycota, Glomeromycetes, Paraglomerales, Paraglomeraceae. The record is from the annotation of a GenBank genome assembly.